This is a messenger RNA of Saccostrea cuccullata (small rock oyster), 1272 nucleotides long. RefSeq lists its product as uncharacterized. The coding region runs from base 1 to 1272 and encodes 423 amino acids. The record is from RefSeq and is a predicted model, not a curated record. Gene Ontology annotation, molecular function: nucleic acid binding; zinc ion binding. NCBI's taxonomy places the organism in Eukaryota, Metazoa, Mollusca, Bivalvia, Ostreida, Ostreidae. The transcript has a single exon.
AUGGCUCUCUCAAAAAAACGUUGCUACCCAUCAGGUUUUGAUAUUACAUUUAAUGAUGAACAACUGAAUUCGGUUGUGGAACACUGGCCCCGCUUCAUCACACUUGAAGCACAAUUAUCAGAACAACAAACGAAGCCUUUAACAAAGAUAUCACCAUUUAUCAUUCAAAAAGGUAUUCAAGGAAUCAUUGGUACUCCUAAAUCUGUUAAAAAGUUGAGAUCUGGAGCUCUACUUAUUGAAGUUACCAAAAAACAGCAGUCAACUUCUUUACUAAGUUUGAAAAUGCUUGCCGAUAUUCCUGUUGUUGGUAAAAUCCACAGUGGAUUAAAUCAAAGCAAAGGUAUCCUUUUCGACAGAGAUCACGACCUGGAUGACAUUCCUGAGCAGGAAAUCCAAUCCGAGUUGGAAUCCCAGGGAGUGGUCUUUGUGAAAAGGUUUACAAAAAAGCGGAAUGAUAACAUAGAACCGACAAAUACGUACCUUUUGACUUUUGGUAUACCAACAUUACCAACAAGUAUUAAAGUUGGACUUUAUCAUAUGAAAGUUGAAAUGUUCGUUCCAAAUCCUCUGCGUUGCUUUAAGUGCCAGAGGUUUGGACAUGGACAAUCCAAUUGUAAAGGCUCUGAAUCCUGCUUCAGGUGUGGUGAGGAGGGGCAUGAUUGUAAAGAUUGCCAUAAUGACCCCAAAUGCAAAAACUGCAAGGGCGGGCACAUGGCUUCCUCAAAACAAUGCCCAAUGUGGAAAAAGGAAAAAGAAAUUCAAAAGGUUAAAGCCGAAAAACGUAUUCCUUAUCCAGAAGCCAAAAAACUGGUAAACAUGUACAGUGUCCCAAGACCGAAUCUGACAUCAUAUGCAACUGUUGUUAAAUCGUCCUCUUUGAAGGACAUGUCUACACAAGUCUCUGAGAAAGACUUUCCUCAGAAGACUUCAUCAUGCCAAACGCCCCUGUCAUCUCAAGACAAGGGUAAAAACACUUCAAUGCCUGCUUCUGCAGGUCCUACAGCUCCUGUUGCUCCAAAAACCGUGGCUGUGUCUUCAUCAAAGCCAGCAGCCUGGAGCAAACUAACAUCGGGGAGAAAAAACAGAUCUCCGUCCAAAAACAACUCAAAACAGGAGAGUGAUCGGUUACCUAAAGCGGCCGUCACUCUCCACAAUAAAUUUGGGGUCUUCGAGGAGAUGGAUGUAACACCAUGCCAAUCCUCCUCGCGAGUCCGAAGUGCGUCACCCCCCAAAAGUAAAGGGAGGAUAUCUCCCAUUACUCAUAAAAAAUGA